Messenger RNA from Colletotrichum fioriniae, 234 nucleotides. RefSeq lists its product as uncharacterized. The record is from RefSeq and is a predicted model, not a curated record. Lineage: Eukaryota; Fungi; Ascomycota; Sordariomycetes; Glomerellales; Glomerellaceae.
AUGGUCUUGAGGAGGACAGUGCUGACGAGAACCAGCGAGCUGGCGAGAGAGAAGAUGUGGGCGCGUAUUCACCUUAUCCCCCUCCUCCAAGCCGAGGAGGACCGCGACCAGGUUCGUAGGUGGUACGCCGACCAGGCGAGAGAGAAGGAGCUGUUGGGCGAGAACACUAAGGUUUACCACAACGAGAGAUUCGUUCGUCCUACCUUUGCUCUUGCGCCGCAGAGCAAGAACUAG